Pollicipes pollicipes is the source of this 763-nucleotide messenger RNA. Its product is annotated as histidine triad nucleotide-binding protein 1-like. The record is from RefSeq and is a predicted model, not a curated record. NCBI's taxonomy places the organism in Eukaryota, Metazoa, Arthropoda, Thecostraca, Pollicipedomorpha, Pollicipedidae. Gene Ontology annotation, molecular function: catalytic activity.
CUUCUUGUAUCUUUCGCGUAUUUCUGUUUGAAUUCCAGUUGUAGGAUAAAUGGUGUGGUUUGAGCUCGAUAUCAUUUCAUGAAUGAGCCAGUCAAGAUUUUGCCUGACUAACCAACGGGCAUUGACAGGUUUUGAAUCAUGUGAAAGUGGAGGGCUAUGGAAUAUGCUUCCAAGGCUGAUUUUUCAUGUUUCUUCUGCCACCUGGCUGUCCAAAGCAUUGGCCAGUACAAGUCCAGCCUUGUUGACCAAUAGCACCUGGAGUCGGCGCACCAUGAGUGAUGAGGUGCAGAAGGCCCAGGCAGCAAAGCCAGUGCCAGGACCCACCAUCUUUGACAAGAUCAUUGACAAGUCAAUCCCUGCUGACAUAAUUUAUGAGGAUGAACAGUGCCUGGCAUUCCGUGAUAUAAAUGCCCAGGCACCAGUCCACUUCCUAGUCAUACCGAAGAAGCGUAUUGGUGCCCUCUCUGAGGCUGAAGAUGCUGAUGAAAAGCUUCUCGGACAUCUGAUGCUGGUUGCCAAGAAGACUGCUGCACAGGAGAAACUGGAAAAGGGAUUCCGACUGGUGAUCAACAAUGGACCGGACGGUGCGCAGUCGGUGUACCACCUGCACCUGCACGUGCUAGGCGGCCGCCAGAUGGGCUGGCCGCCCGGCUAGCGCCCUCUCCGUGUGCCUCCGACGCCUGGGCACAAGUCACCUGCAAUGCCUAUUCAGCCGGCCUUUAUUGGAAACGUUCAAUAAAGACGAAUAAAAUAGCCAACUGGG